Messenger RNA from Pipistrellus nathusii (Nathusius's pipistrelle), 1920 nucleotides. The record is from the annotation of a GenBank genome assembly. Lineage: Eukaryota; Metazoa; Chordata; Mammalia; Chiroptera; Vespertilionidae.
AUGACGACUUCGUCAAUCAGACGGCAGAUGAAAAACAUUGUGAACAAUUACUCAGAAGCAGAAAUAAAAGUGCGGGAAGCCACCUCCAAUGACCCCUGGGGCCCGUCCAGCUCCCUGAUGACGGAGAUCGCGGACCUGACCUACAACGUGGUGGCCUUCUCGGAGAUCAUGAGCAUGGUGUGGAAGCGGCUCAACGACCACGGCAAGAACUGGCGGCACGUGUACAAGGCGCUGACGCUCCUGGACUACCUCAUCAAGACGGGCUCGGAGCGGGUGGCUCAGCAGUGCCGGGAGAACAUCUUCGCCAUCCAGACCCUGAAGGACUUCCAGUACAUCGACCGCGACGGCAAGGACCAGGGCAUCAACGUGCGGGAGAAGUCGAAGCAGCUGGUGGCCCUGCUCAAGGACGACGAGCGGCUGAAGGCCGAGAGGGUCCAGGCCCUCAAAACCAAAGAGCGCAUGGCCCAGGUGGCCACCGGGAUGAGCAGCAACCAGAUCACCUUCGGGCGCGGCUCCAGCCAGCCCAACCUCUCUACCACCUACUCAGAGCAGGAGUAUGGCAAGGCCGGGGGAUCGCCAGCCUCCUAUCACGGCUCGCCCGAGACCUCGCUGUGCCCCCAGCACCGCACGGGGGUCCCGCUGGGUCAGAGCGAGGAGCUGCAGCCGCUGAGCCAGCAUCACCCCUUCCUGUCGCACCUGGGGCUGGCCUCCCACCCAAAUGGUGACUGGGCCCAGCCCUGCCUCACUUGUGACUGCGCAGGCCGAGCCACUUCCCCUCGGGUGUCCUCCGAGCUGGAGCAGGCCCGGCCCCAGACUAGCGGAGAAGAGGAACUGCAGCUGCAGCUGGCGCUUGCCAUGAGCAGAGAAGUAGCUGAGCAGGAAGAGCGCCUCCGGCGGGGCGAUGACCUCAGGCUGCAGAUGGCGCUGGAAGAGAGCCGGAGGGACACCGGCAGAGCUCCGAGGAGGCAGGAGCCCAGCUCCUACCCACAGCAGACCACUCUGUUGGAUUUAAUGGACGCCCUCCCCAGCUCAGGCCCUGCUGCCCAGCAAGCUGAGCCCUGGGGCCCGUCAGCCUCAGCUAGCCAGACCAACCCCUGGAGCGGGCCCGCAGCCCUCGCCAGCACUUCGAGUCCCUGGCCAUGCGGUGCCCAGCCAGCUUCCUCUGUGGACCCGUGGGGAGGGCCCCCUGGAACCAGCACGCACUCCAGCUCCACGAGCUCGGAUUCCUGGGCGGCCCCGCAGCAGCCUGUCCACGGUGCCGAGAGGGCAGCGGACGCCUGGGCAGCAGCCUCCGCCGCCAAGCCUGCGGCCGCCUCUGGGGCCUUCGAUGUCUUCAGUAAUGUGAAUGGGACAAUGAAAGAUGACUUUUCCGAAUUUGACAACCUCCGAACUUCAAAAAACACAGCCGAGGCGGUGGCCUCUCUGCCUUCCCAAAAAAGCGAAACUACAAGCCCCGACCCCUUUGAGUCUCAGCCCCUGACCGUGACUGCGAGCAAGUCCAGCAGCGCCCGGAAGACCCCCGAGUCCUUCUUGGGCCCCAACGCGGCCCUGGUGAACCUGGACUCCCUGGUGACCAGGCCAGCCCCGCCGGCCCAGUCCCUCAACCCUUUCCUGGCACCAGGUGCAGCUGCGGCUUCGGGCCCCGUCAACCCAUUCCAGGUGAACCAGCCCCAGCCGCUGACACUGAACCAGCUGCGGGGGAGCCCCGUGCUGGGGACCAGCGCGUCCUUCGGGCCUGGCCCGAGUGUGGAGCCCAUGGCUGUGGCCUCCAUGACCUCCACAGCCUCACACCCAGCCCUGGGGGCCAGCAGUUCCUCCCUGGCGCCACUGGGCCCUGCCACAAUGAACAUGGUGGGCAGCAUGGGCAUCCCCCCAGCGGCAGCUCAGGCUACUGGCACAACCAACCCUUUCCUUCUCUAG